AUGCAAAUCAACAAGUUCCUACCUAUAAUUCAAAAAAUCUUUCUCAUAGAGAAAGGAAGUGAUCCGCUUCCAACAGCACGGACAUCAAAUACGAUUGCAAUUAUGAGCUACGAUUUGAUGGUCCUCAAGAAGAAGGAACUAGAAGAACUUAAUUACUAUGUGAUCAUAUUUGACGAAUCUCAUUUGUUAAAGGACAACAAAGCCAAGCGGACACAGGUGGCCCAUUCGUUAGCGAAACGAGCAACACGAGUCAUCCUCCUUUCGGGUACUCCCGCAUUGUCGCGCCCAGCUGAAUUGUACUCUCAAGUAAGGCUAGUGAAUGACCGUCUUUUCCCGAAUUUCCACAAUUUCGCCACUAGAUAUUGUGAUGGAAAGCAAGGACGAUUUUGUUUUGAGGUAUGUGUCUGCCCUAAUGUCUUAGUUGUCUCACUGUAG
Messenger RNA from Cooperia oncophora, 435 nucleotides. The record is from the annotation of a GenBank genome assembly. Lineage: Eukaryota; Metazoa; Nematoda; Chromadorea; Rhabditida; Trichostrongylidae.